GGAACGCCGAAGCCCAUCCUCAAGUCAGAGAUGGACACCGAGAUAUUAACAGUAACACAAAGGUUCUUACACAAAGGAUCUGACCACAGAUCAGACCCAGAGAGACUGGGCUGUCCUCCUGCUCCCGGCUCAGUCUAUUUACCGGUAUUUCACCAGAGCCAGAUUAAUUCUCAUGGUGAUGGUGACUCGUUAGACACUGACGGGGAUGUUCCAUGUUGUUCUUACACAACAGAGAUGGACCCUGGCAACAUAUCCUUGGGUUUAGAGACACAAACUGAUCUGUCUAGAGGAGACUGGAACCAGUACACUAGUAGUGUAUACUCUGAAGGGUGCCUAGAUAAGAAAGGGGAGGUCAUAGUGGUAGAUGAGGUGACUGUAAAAGUGGAGGGCUACGCUUCUCCCCUAUUGAAUGCAGAUAGUCACCUAGGAGACGGACAAUCACAUGGCAGAGAUUUCUUAGAUUAUAGGGGAAGCUUAGAGACAACUGUAAAUGUUGCCACCCUCUCCCCUUUACACACGUUCAGGGAUCGCAAUCCAGGGUCCACGUCGAUGGCACCUUCCGCAUCACACAGCCAUGUCCUUUCCAAUCAGCUGUUGAACUCAAAUGACCGGGCUAGAGCCCAGGCUCAGGGAGGGGGAGCCACAUCAGGCAAUGUUAAAGAGAAACGGUUCCUCUGCAUGUUCUGUAACAAAGGCUUCAGCUGCUUCCAGAAGGUGGAGAUCCACCAGAGGGUCCAUACAGGGGUAAAACCCUUCAGCUGUACCCAGUGUCAUAUGCGCUUUUCCGUGGCUGGCAACCUGAAGAGGCACCAGAGGGUCCACACAGGGGUGAAACCCUUCAGCUGUACGCAUUGUCAAAUGCACUUCGCUCAGGCUGGUGACCUGAAGAGGCACGAGAGGGUCCACACAGGGGAGAAACCCUUCAGCUGCCCCCAGUGUGAGAAGAGGUUCUCACGCCAGCACCAGCUGAAGAUUCACCUGAAGGUCCACACGGGAGAGAGGUUGUUCGCCUGUACGCACUGCAGGAAGAGUUUCUCAGAGAGAAGCUACCUCCGGAUACACCACCAGAAAAAACAUUCCACUCAAUGACAUAGAAAGUAACCAUUCCAUUCAACAGCUUCUGACGUUUUUGUCAAACCAAGCAUUAAACACAAAGAUUUGUUUUCAUUGUUGUCAGCUAAAAAGACCCACAGAUGCAUUUGGAAUAACAAGGGUAACAUAUUUCAGUAUAUAUUGCUUCCAGACAUUGUAAAAUAAAAGGCAUACAGUGCAUUCGGAAAGUAUUCAGACCCUUGACUUUUUCUACAUUUUGUUACUUUACAGCUUUUCCUAAAAUUGAUUUAAAUAAGAACAAAUCAAUCUACACACAAACG
Messenger RNA from Oncorhynchus tshawytscha (Chinook salmon), 1373 nucleotides. RefSeq names its product protein krueppel-like. The transcript has a single exon. Gene Ontology annotation, biological process: regulation of transcription by RNA polymerase II. Lineage: Eukaryota; Metazoa; Chordata; Actinopteri; Salmoniformes; Salmonidae. Gene Ontology annotation, molecular function: DNA-binding transcription factor activity; RNA polymerase II cis-regulatory region sequence-specific DNA binding. The record is from RefSeq and is a predicted model, not a curated record. Bases 31 to 1089 code for a protein of 352 amino acids.